AUGCUGUCUGCUUUGCGGCAACGGCCUGCUGGCCUGUCUUCGCUGGCGAAAGCUAGCUUCACUCCUUCAAAAAGCCAUGGCCGGUUCCUAUCUACGACAUCGUCUCUCCGGGCAGACGACAAGCUGAAUAAGAUCUCAUCGGCCAUUACCCAACCCAAGUCACAAGGCGCCUCACAAGCCAUGCUGUACGCCACGGGUCUUUCAGAAGACGAUAUGAAUAAAGCUCAGGUCGGCAUCUCGUCCGUCUGGUAUGAAGGCAAUCCUUGCAACAUGCACCUCAUGGAUCUGUCAAAGGUUGUCCGGGAGUCGGUCGCGAAGGCUGGCCUUAUUCCUUACCGAUUCAACACUAUUGGUGUCAGUGAUGGUAUUUCCAUGGGCACUACUGGCAUGCGAUACUCCCUGCAGAGCCGGGAAAUCAUUGCCGAUAGUAUAGAGACGGUCAUGAAUGGUCAAUGGUACGAUGCCAAUAUCAGCUUGCCUGGUUGCGACAAGAACAUGCCCGGUGUCGCCAUUGCCUUUGGACGUGUGAACAGACCCAGCAUCAUGGUCUAUGGUGGUACCAUUAAGCCAGGUUGCGGCCAAUCUGGCGAACCUCUUGAUAUCGUGUCUGCCUUCCAGGCGUAUGGUCAAUACAUCACUGGCGAGAUCACCGAAGAGCAGCGCUUCGAUAUUAUCCGCCACGCCUGCCCUGGCAGUGGUGCUUGUGGCGGCAUGUACACUGCCAAUACCAUGGCUACCGCUCUCGAGACAAUGGGUCUCACUCUCCCAGGUAGUAGCAGCAGUCCUGCUGAAGAUGCCAGCAAAAUCGCAGAAUGCGAGAGCGUUGGACCGGCCGUCAGAAACAUUCUGAAGGAGGACAUCCGACCUCGUGAUAUCAUGACCCGACAGGCUUUUGAGAACGCCAUGACUGUUGUUUCCAUCCUUGGCGGCAGCACCAACGCGGUCCUCCAUCUUAUUGCUAUCGCCGACUCUGUUGGCAUUAAGUUGACCAUCGAUGACUUCCAGAAUGUCUCUAACCGUGUCCCUCUGUUGGCGGAUUUGAGACCAUCUGGCAAAUACGUCAUGGAGGAUGUUCACAAGAUUGGCGGCACUCCCAGUCUGCUCAAGUUCCUCCUCAAGGAAGGUCUUCUUGAUGGCUCCGGCAUUACCGUGACUGGUAAGACCAUGAAGCAGAAUCUGGAGAAUGUCCCCGACUUCCCAGCAGACCAGAAGAUCAUCCGACCCCUUAGCAAUCCCAUCAAAGCUACCGGCCACAUUCAGAUUCUUCGAGGAUCGCUCGCCCCUGGCGGCAGUGUUGGCAAAAUCACCGGAAAGGAGGGUCUCCAAUUCACCGGCAAAGCCAAGGUCUACGACUCAGAAAACGACAUGAUUGCCAGUCUGGAGAGGGGAGAGAUCAAGAAGGGCGAAAAGUCUGUCGUCAUCAUCCGAUAUGACGGUCCCAAGGGCGGUCCGGGAAUGCCUGAAAUGCUGAAGCCCUCUUCUGCUAUCAUGGGUGCCGGCCUUGGCAAGGACGUUGCGCUUUUGACUGACGGACGCUACUCUGGCGGUUCGCAUGGCUUCAUUAUUGGCCACAUUGUCCCUGAGGCUAUUGUCGGUGGACCUAUUGCCCUUGUUCAGAAUGGAGACGAGAUUAUCAUUGAUGCUGAGAAGCAGGUCAUUGACCUCAAUGUCCCUGAGGCGGAGAUGGAAGCUCGACGAAAGGCUUGGAAGGCUCCUGCUCCUAGGUAUACUAAGGGUACCUUGAAGAAGUAUGCGGCUUUGGUUAGCGAUGCAAGUGAGGGCUGUGUCACGGAUGGAUCCGUCCACUAA
Messenger RNA from Pochonia chlamydosporia 170, 1809 nucleotides. Its product is annotated as dihydroxy-acid dehydratase. The transcript is spliced from 2 exons. The record is from RefSeq and is a predicted model, not a curated record. Gene Ontology annotation, biological process: branched-chain amino acid biosynthetic process. Gene Ontology annotation, cellular component: mitochondrion. NCBI's taxonomy places the organism in Eukaryota, Fungi, Ascomycota, Sordariomycetes, Hypocreales, Clavicipitaceae. Gene Ontology annotation, molecular function: dihydroxy-acid dehydratase activity. The coding region runs from base 1 to 1809 and encodes 602 amino acids.